Raphanus sativus (radish) is the source of this 1256-nucleotide messenger RNA. RefSeq names its product transcription factor MYB117. Bases 139 to 1206 code for a protein of 355 amino acids. Gene Ontology annotation, molecular function: RNA polymerase II cis-regulatory region sequence-specific DNA binding; DNA-binding transcription factor activity, RNA polymerase II-specific. Gene Ontology annotation, biological process: regulation of DNA-templated transcription. The record is from RefSeq and is a predicted model, not a curated record. Gene Ontology annotation, cellular component: nucleus. The transcript has 3 exons. Lineage: Eukaryota; Viridiplantae; Streptophyta; Magnoliopsida; Brassicales; Brassicaceae.
AUAAUAUAUACGCAGAUGCACCGCACAGUCUUUCUCCUCAUCUGAUGGUCUAAAGCUGACGUGAGUCGUGACAUCUCUCUCAAAAAUCUCAGUUAAACACUUCUCUUCUUUCUUUUCCUCUCUCCAAACAGAACCUCAAUGUAUAUGUCGGGAAAGCAACGAUGGAUGGAUGAGAAUGAGAUCGCCGCCGUGAGGAGAGAAGUUUCUUCUUGGGACUUCCCUUUUAACGACAUUAACAUUCAGCUUCAUGGUCGCUGCAACACAGGUCAUGAAUUUGAUAUCUUGAAGAGUCCUUUUGGAGUUAACGAAGAAGAGAGUAAUAAUCAUAACCGUAACUAUAGUAACAGCGAGAGCGCUAAGAAGGAGACGACAGAUAGUGGACAGUCUUGGUCUUCGUCUUCUUCAAAACAGUCGGUCUUGGGGAGAGGACAUUGGAGACCAGCUGAAGAUGUUAAACUCAAAGAGCUUGUUGCUAUUUACGGUCCACAAAAUUGGAACCUAAUAGCUGAAAAGCUCGAAGGAAGAUCCGGGAAGAGCUGUAGACUACGGUGGUUUAACCAAUUGGACCCGAGGAUAAACCGAAGAGCUUUCACGGAAGAGGAAGAGGAGAGGCUAAUGCAAGCACAUAGGCUUUAUGGUAACAAAUGGGCAAUGAUUGCGAGGCUUUUUCCUGGUAGGACUGAUAAUUCCGUCAAGAAUCAUUGGCAUGUUAUUAUGGCUCGUAAGUAUAGAGAACACUCCUCUGCUUACCGUAGGAGGAAGCUUGUGAUUAAUAAUCCACUUAAACCUCUUCUUCCUAAUCAUCCUAACCCUAGCCCUAUUUACAACUCUUUUAUCUCUACUAAGCAUUACUUGACUCAGCCUUACCACGAGUUUAAUUUGACUCACCAACUGGUGAAUAAUGCGUCCGUGACGACUGACCAUAACCAGCUUGUGUUGCCUUUCCAUUGCUUUCAAGGUUGUGAGAGGACUGAGGCUUCAAUGGUUGUGAGUAUGUUUAGCAACCAAAUGAUGGUCGGCGGCGAUAAUGUUGGUGCCACGUCAGAAGCAUUACAUAAUUUUCCGUACGUCGACUCUAUGAGCCAAGAGAAAGGAGUACCAAAUGAAGCAAUGAAUUUGAUUGGAAUGGAAGUGGUCGAUGAGGAAGUGGCGGAGAAGGCAAGGCAGCAACCAUAUUUUUUCGAUUUUCUUGGCUUGGGGACAUGAAUCUUGAACUGAAUGUUGUUACAAUGAGUUAAUAACAGUGAUUAAUUUGG